Alternaria postmessia is the source of this 1308-nucleotide messenger RNA. RefSeq lists its product as uncharacterized. The record is from RefSeq and is a predicted model, not a curated record. NCBI's taxonomy places the organism in Eukaryota, Fungi, Ascomycota, Dothideomycetes, Pleosporales, Pleosporaceae. Bases 1 to 1308 code for a protein of 435 amino acids. The transcript is spliced from 3 exons.
AUGGCCGAGGAGUCGCCGGAUUACAAGUGUCUAUAUCUGAAGGAACAACGCAGGCGUGAAGCAGCGGAGAACGCCCAGAGAGAAGCGGAAGCAGCACGGGAGGAGGAACAAUGCAGGCGCAAGGAGGCGAAGCGAGGCCAGGAAAGAGCGGCAGAGCAGACGCGCAAGACAGCCCUUCCCGAGUUCCUCCAUGCCUGCCACACCCAUCUCCACUCCGGCCUCACCCCCUACCAACGCAAACAACAAGCUUCGCCCGGAAAGGCUGGCCCUGUGGGCCGACUUCCCUGCGCGACAGCCACCAUCUGGGACGAUUUGAUGGAGUCCGGCUUCGCGUCCGUACGACAUUUCACGUCGCUGCACACACUCGAGGAGACGGGCGAGGCCGUGCGGCGGCGGAUGAUGAGCUCGGAGCUGGACCUGAACCUCUUCCAGCGGCACACCGUCGAAGACCAGGUAUCGCUGAUCAUCCAGGGCAUGCACAGCGACCGUCGACCGCGGCAGAAGUUUGGGCUGCAGGGCUCGGUGAACUUUGAGAACCACGCCAAUACGCUCAGCCCGGAGGAGCAGCUGGAAGAGGACAUGGAGCAGCUGAUGGUGUCGGGGACCGGGCGACGGCAGUCACCGCGUCUGCAGGCGAAAGCGAAAGCCAAAGCGAAGGAGACACGGCCGUCAGGCUCGACAGUUUGCGUAUACAACACGGGCACGACUCGAAGCGCUCAGGACCGCAUUGCGGCCUUUAUCCUCGAGUACAAGGCGCUGCACAAGCUCUCGCUCGGCUACGUCUACGAGGGACUAGGCGAGAUGGAACUCGACGAGGUGGUGCAGUGCCGCGACGACGAGACGUUGAGAGACCGCUUUCGCCGGCUGGUCGCCGUGGUCAUUACCCAGGCCUUCUCCUACAUGGUCCGGAUCGGAGUGGAGUACGGGUGCGUAUGCACGGGUGAAGCUUACAUCUUCCUACAUAUAGGAGACGACCCCAGGACGGUGCACUACUUCCUCUCGGUGCCAAAGGACGACGUGGGAGAGACGACGGGGUGGACAGCCGGCUCAGAGGGUGGAAACCGGUUGCACCUGACAGCAGUGGGCCAGAUGCUGGCCUUUACCCUCCAGGCGCUGAAGACACCGCCGCGGUCGCAGCGAUGGCGGGCUAAGGCAGCGGCACAACUGCGCAGCUGGGAGGUGGUGUACGACGAGCUGCUGGACGCGAUCCCUGAAGGCAUGACGCAGUCGUCGGAGUACCAGCCUCCAGAGGACGACAGCUUCCUGCGCAUGUCGCCUGUGCAGCUGCGCGGUGGAAGAGAGAAAUAG